Molecule: messenger RNA, 744 nt
Organism: Lotus japonicus
Lineage: Eukaryota; Viridiplantae; Streptophyta; Magnoliopsida; Fabales; Fabaceae
Exons: 2
Coding region: 1-744 (247 amino acids)
Biological process (GO): thymine catabolic process; L-valine catabolic process
Cellular component (GO): mitochondrion
Molecular function (GO): DNA-binding transcription factor activity, RNA polymerase II-specific; methylmalonate-semialdehyde dehydrogenase (acylating, NAD+) activity; malonate-semialdehyde dehydrogenase (acetylating, [NAD(P)+]) activity
Source: RefSeq, a predicted model, not a curated record
AUGACAGACCCAUUCAUUUUUGAUGAAGUAGUGCUGCUUCAAGCUGCAUAUGAUGCAUAUGAUGCUGGGAAUGUUGAACCUACAAGUAUCACUCCGUUUGUGCCACCAACUAUAAGUGUGGAUACCACACAUUUAUUUACAACUGAUCAGAUAUUUGAUACACGUGAUGACCUUCUGAAUUGGGUUCGGAAUGUUGGAAAGGAGAAUGGAUACGAGAUAGUGAUCGGAAGGUCCAACAAAGGAACAAAAGGCGGAGCUAUAAAAGUUAUUUUGUUGUGCGGGAGGAAUGGUGUGUACGUGCCCUAUAAGGACCCGAAAACGUUCAAGUACAACACCACCGGAUCAAAAAAGUGCAAUUGUCCUUUUACACUAAAAGGACAACCUACGGAGGGUGAUAGAAAUUGGUGGCUGAAAGUGAUGUGGGGGAAGCACAACCAUGAACCAGCUAGAUCACUAGUUGGCCACUCCUACGUUGGUCGACUAACGGGGGAAGAGAAGGGGCAGUUGUCAACUAUGCAUAAGUCUUGGGUUGCACCGAGACACAUGCUACUGGCUUUGAAGGAACAAAAUCUAGGUAACUUGACUACAAUCACUCAAGUGUACACUUGCUGCAAAACAAUCAAGAAAGAAGCCCAGGGACCAUUGACAGAAAUGCAAUUUUUGAUGAAGAAGCUGACAGAAGCCAACUAUGUUCACUUUGAAAGACAAGCUGACGAUUCGGAUGUCAUUAGAGAUGUUUUCUAG